This is a messenger RNA of Dicrocoelium dendriticum, 1076 nucleotides long. NCBI's taxonomy places the organism in Eukaryota, Metazoa, Platyhelminthes, Trematoda, Plagiorchiida, Dicrocoeliidae. The record is from the annotation of a GenBank genome assembly.
AAUAGUUCUACUAGCAGCUGGCACGUGACCACAAAUCAAUUCUCCCAUAGCCUGGAUAAGUUUAUUGAACGAUGGGUCUCAUACAGACGGAUGCGGACGAAGAAUUUUACGAUGUCACACAGGAGCUGGACGACUUGAAAAACCUUAUGAGAACGUAUGAACAUCAAUCUUGUAAUCUUCACGAUGAAUUGAGGAGAGCUCAAGAAGAUUUUAAGAAACUGACUGUGUUACGAGAUUCUGCUGUUCAUCAAAAAGCUUUAUGCAAGAAGACAUGCAUAAAGGAGCUUACACGUGAGUUAAAAGACUACGGUAUGCUGAUUGAAGCAAAGGAUCGUAUUAUAUCAGAGCUUCAAAAGAAGCUCGAAAAAUGCAGUAAUGAACUGGAUGCUACGCUGGAGCAGCUAGAAUUAGAGAAACAAAAGAAGCGACACGGUUUGGAAAGAGUGAACGAAGUUCAAGAAAGAUAUGUUCAGACGGCUGAGCAGUAUAGUGAUGCAACACAACAAACGGUUUGUGAAUCAAACUGCGAUCACGGAGAUCACAUUGGUGGCUUUCUGGAAAUGACCUCCGCUCUACAGAAACUACUCUGCCGAUGUUACGCACAACGGAGUGUGGAAAGCACACAGCACGGAGAUUUUAUAGAACAACUUGCACUGUCUUUUAAACAAAGUUUCAGGAGGGCGCGAGACAAGCAACAUUCCGACAAGGUCACUUUCUGCCGAACUUUAGAAGAAACGGUGGGGCGUCAUAUCGAAAGUCUGCGAAAAGAGCGUAACGCGCUUCAGACAAAGUUAAUGGAGUCGGAGAUUUCUGCUCGUGAGGCAUCGCAGACUAUUGCCAUGUUGGAGGGGAAAGUGAAAUAUCUGUCUGAUUCCUUGCAAAAAUGGAGCGCAAAGUAGAAUAACCUGCACGAACAGAUGACAAGUUGGAAUCAGGAUUGAUUCCUUCAUCCUGGGUGGUUUUCCAACGUGCUCUCCAAUUUUACUUAAAUAACCAUCCCAUUGAUUUGAAAUACGAAUGCAAGCCAAAAUGUUCUUUCCUAUUUUUAACCUAAAUAAAUCACUAAGGAGUGUUCA